GACUACAACUUUGUGUUAACUUACAAACCUAGAACACAAAUGACAAAAGCUGAUUUACUCUUAAGACAAGUAGGUUAUGAAAGGGAGGAGAAUGAUAACAAAAAUCUUGUUCUCCUAGACAAUUCCUGUUUUGUGUCCAAGACAAUCUGA
This is a messenger RNA of Fomitiporia mediterranea MF3/22, 150 nucleotides long. RefSeq lists its product as uncharacterized. The record is from RefSeq and is a predicted model, not a curated record. The annotation marks the transcript as partial. Lineage: Eukaryota; Fungi; Basidiomycota; Agaricomycetes; Hymenochaetales; Hymenochaetaceae. The transcript has a single exon.